Molecule: messenger RNA, 3225 nt
Organism: Indicator indicator
Lineage: Eukaryota; Metazoa; Chordata; Aves; Piciformes; Indicatoridae
Gene: MYO1A
Product: myosin IA
Exons: 28
Coding region: 1-3225 (1074 amino acids)
Biological process (GO): actin filament organization; sensory perception of sound; vesicle transport along actin filament
Cellular component (GO): cytoplasm; actin cytoskeleton; plasma membrane
Molecular function (GO): microfilament motor activity; ATP binding; actin filament binding
Source: RefSeq, a predicted model, not a curated record
AUGGAAGCCACCGACUCGAGGCUGGACGUGGCGGCAGUUGGGGACUUGGUGCUGCUGGACCCUCUGACCGAGGAGUCGCUGCUGCAGACGCUGCAGGAACGCUUCCGCCGCGGGGACAUCUAUACCUACAUCGGGAACGUGGUGAUCUCGGUGAACCCCUACCGCUCGCUGCCCAUCUACGGCCCCGAGGCGGUGCAGGAGUACCACAACUGCAACUUCUUCGCUGUGAAGCCUCACAUCUAUGCCAUCGCUGACGAUGCCUACCGCUCGCUGCGGGACCGGGACAGGGACCAGUGCAUCCUCAUCACUGGCGAGAGUGGGGCUGGCAAGACAGAGGCCAGCAAGCUGGUGAUGUCCUACGUGGCAGCUGUGUGCAGCAAAGGAGAGGAGGUGGACAAGGUGAAGGAGCAGCUCCUGCAGUCCAACCCCGUGCUGGAGGCCUUUGGAAAUGCCAAAACUGUCCGGAAUGACAACUCCUCCAGAUUUGGCAAGUACAUGGAUGUGGAGUUCGACUUCAAAGGGGAGCCCCUGGGAGGGGUCAUCAACAACUACCUGCUGGAGAAGUCUCGCAUCGUGCAGCACGUGAGGGGCGAGAGGAACUUCCACAUCUUCUACCAGCUCCUGGCUGGGGGCUCGGCGCAGCUGCUCCAGCAGCUGAAACUCCGCCAGGACUGCAGGCACUAUGCCUACCUAAACCAGGAGGCCUCCGAUGUGCCAGGCAUGGACGACGCAGCCAACUUCCAUGCCAUGCAGGAUGCCAUGAGGGUCAUUGGCUUCUCACCUGACGAGGUGACAGCACUGCUGGAGGUGGCAGCCGUGGUGCUCAAAUUGGGCAACGUGCAGCUGAGCAGCAGCUACCAGGCCAAUGGAAUGGAGGCCUGCAGCAUUGCAGAGCCACAGGAGCUGCAGGAGAUCUGCAGCCUGAUCGGGCUGGACCCCAGCGUGCUGGAGCAGGCACUGUGCUCCCGCACCGUGAGGGCACGGAACGAGACAGUGCUCACCACCCUCAGUGUCCCCCAGGGCUAUUACGGCCGGGACGCGCUGGCCAAGAACAUCUACAGUCGCCUCUUCGACUGGCUGGUGAACCGCAUCAAUGCCAGCAUCCAGGUGAAGCCAGGCAAGCAGAGGAAGGUAAUGGGUGUCCUGGACAUCUACGGGUUUGAGAUCUUCCAGGACAAUGGCUUUGAGCAGUUCAUCAUCAACUACUGCAAUGAGAAGCUGCAGCAGAUCUUCAUCCUGAUGACCCUGAAGGAGGAGCAGGAGGAAUAUGUCCGGGAGGGUAUCCCGUGGACCCCAGUGGAAUUUUUUGACAACAGCAUCAUCUGUGACCUGAUCGAGAACAGCAAGGGCGGGAUCCUGGCCAUGCUGGACGAGGAGUGCCUGCGCCCCGGCGUGGUCAACGAGGACACUUUCCUCAGCAAGCUGAACCAGCUCUUCGCCAGCCACAAGCACUACGAGAGCAGGGAGACGCAGAACGCCCGGCGGGUCAUGGAUGCCAGCCUGCUGCCACACUGCUUCCGCAUCCACCACUACGCUGGCAAGGUGACCUACAACGUGAGGGGGUUCAUCGAGAAGAACAACGACCUGCUCUUCCGUGACCUCUCGCAGGCCAUGUGGGCUGCCCAGCACACCCUGCUGCGCUCCCUCUUCCCCGAGGGGGACCCCCGGAAGGUCUCCCUCAAGCUGCCCCCCACAGCUGGCUUCCAGUUCAAGGCCUCGGUGGCCAUGCUCAUGAAGAACCUCUACUCCAAAAACCCCAACUAUAUCAGGUGCAUCAAACCCAACGAGAGCAAGGCGCCGAUGCUCUUCACGCCGGAGCUGGUGCUGGCGCAGGUGCGGUACCUGGGCCUGAUGGAGAACGUCCGGGUGCGGCGUGCAGGCUACGCCUUCCGCCAGCUCUACAGCUCCUUCCUGGACCGCUACAAGAUGCUCAGCCCCCGGACCUGGCCUCGCUGGACCGGGAGUGACAGGGAGGGGACCGAGGUGCUGCUGGCGGAGCUGGGGUACGCCCCUGAGGAGCUGGCGUUUGGUCACACCAAGAUCUUCAUCCGCUCGCCACGCACGCUCUUCGACCUGGAGAAGCAGCGCCAGGACCGCGUGGUGCAGCUGGCGACCCUCAUCCAGAAGAUGUUCCGCGGGUGGCGGUGCCGCACCCAGUACCAGCUGAUGCGCAAGAGCCAGAUCCUCAUCUCCGCCUGGUUCCGGGGCCACAGGCAAAAGAACAAGUACCAGCAGACCAAGCGCUCGGCGCUGAUCCUGCAGGCGUAUGUGCGGGGCUGGAAGUCCCGCCGGCUCCUCCGGGAGCUGAAGGCACAGCGUCGCCGCCAGGCAGCCGCUAGCACCAUCGCCGCUUACUGGAGAGGGUAUCAGACCCGCAGGCAGUACAGGAGGUUCUUCCGCUCCGGGGCCAGCGCCUGCCUGGCCAACUUCAUCUACCAGCGGCUGGUGCAGAAGUUCCUGGUGGAGCUGCAGAAAAACCUCCCACCCCUGUCAGUACUGGACCAGACCUGGCCCCCUGCACCAUACAAGUUCUUGGCUGAGGCCAACCAGGAGCUGAGGAACAUCUUCUACCGCUGGAAGUGCAAGCAGUACCGGGAGCAGCUCUCGCCGGAGCGCCGUGCCCUGCUGCAAGCCAAGCUCUGCGCCAGCGAGCUCUUCAAGGACAAGAAGUCCCUCUACACCAAAAGCCUGCAGCAGCCCUUCCAGGGUGAGUACCUGGGGCUGACACAGAACCCCAAGUACCAGAAGCUUCACGCCGUGGCCAAGGACAAGCUGGUGAUGGCUGACACCGUGAGGAAGGUGAACAGAGCCAGCGGCAAGACUGUGCCACGCCUGCUGCUGCUCACCACCGAGCACCUGGUCCUGGCUGACCCCAAGGCUGCCCAGCCCAAGACUGUGCUCAGCCUGAGCGACAUCCGCAGCGUCUCUGUCACUCGCUUCUCUGAUGGCUUCUUGGUGCUGCACCUCAAGGAGACCUCCACAGGCGGGGGCAAGGGGGACUUCUUGCUCGUUAGUGACCACCUCAUUGAGCUCAUCACACGCCUGCACCAGACCCUCCUGGAUGCCACCUCUCAGGGCCUGUCCCUGCACAUCACUGACCAGUUCUCCACCCGCUUCCAGAAGGGUGACAUGGCUGUCACUGUGGUGGAGUCGGCCAAGGCAGGUACCGAUGCCCCUGUCUGCAAGAAGCGAGGCAGCCACAAGAUGGAGAUCCUGGUCCACUGA